Sinocyclocheilus grahami is the source of this 4324-nucleotide messenger RNA. Its product is annotated as biorientation of chromosomes in cell division protein 1-like 1. Gene Ontology annotation, biological process: replication fork processing. The transcript has 19 exons. Gene Ontology annotation, cellular component: Set1C/COMPASS complex. The record is from RefSeq and is a predicted model, not a curated record. The annotation marks the transcript as partial. Lineage: Eukaryota; Metazoa; Chordata; Actinopteri; Cypriniformes; Cyprinidae.
GUAGCUGAAGGAGGGCAGAAGACGCCGGCCGCUGAAGACUCGGAGGGCAGUCGGGAGAAGAAGCCUCGAGGCGUGAGACAGGGAUACGUUCACAAACCCUUCCUGUACUCGCGCUACUACAGCGACUCCGAUGACGAGGUGACGGUGGAGCAGCGCAGACGCUCGGUGGCCAGAGACAAAGAGGAGCGUCUGUUGAAGCGGCAGCAGAACCGUGAGCGAAUGGAGGAGAAACGCAGACUGAGAGCAGCUCAGAACGAGGAACAGGAUCGGAAGAAACUGGCGAGUCUCUCUGCGGAUCAGAGACCUCGAGCCAAGGAGGCUCGAAAAGAGAAGAAGGUCCUUGAGAAGAAAGUGGCUCUGAGCAGACAGAGAAAGAGAGACUCCAGAAAAGAGGAUGAGAGGAAGAAAAGUGAUACUGAAGGUGAUUCAGUCAAUAAAGAUGUGAAGCCCGCGGGUCUGAAGGCAGUGCGACGGCCGUCUGAUCUGGAGGAGCAGCGCAGGAAGAAGACCGACAGCGAGGAGAAACUCCCGGACAAAAACCGCAUUCACUCCUUCAUCCUGGACCUGGAGCUGGGGACAGAGGAACGCCGGAAAACCGUUCGGAAAGACUCGCUUUCCAAAGAAAAAGAGCGCAAAGAGAAGGAGAAAGAGCGCGGUGUCCCUGACGAACGGCUCAAGCACAAACUCAAGACGGAGAGCAGGAAGAGCGGAGACGCCGCGGCCGACGAGAAAGACGGAGGGACUGCGAGAGGAGCAGCUGACGAGAAGAAGGGGUCAAAGGUCAAGCCAGACAGGAAGAGUUCCGUGUCUUCCCGAGAAGGCAAGACGAGUGUGUCUGAAGCUGCGGAUGAAGGGAACCUGAAGAAAGGAAAGACGGCUGUGAAUGAGAAGGAGAAACCGAAGCUGCUCCGGCGUCUGGACUCCACCGGCUCCUCAGAGGAGAGGUCAGAGGUCGAGACGGGUUCAGAGGUCAGCCGGAAGAAAGACAAGCAGCCUAAAGAGAUUCCCAAGAGGUCGAAGAGUCACCCGGAGGCUAAAGCGGGAGAGAAGCCCAAGAUGCGGAUGGAUAGAAAGGAUUCGUCUGCGGACAAGCCUCAUCCGCAGAAAUCCGGCUCGGAAACCGAAGGACAGAAGGUCAAAUCCCUAACGGAGAAACACAAGUCUAAAUCCCAGAACCCCAAAUCAGAGAAAAAAAUCGAAGCCAAGACUAAACCAGGCACUGCAGAACAGAAAAAAGACGACAAGAAAACCUCAGAGGAGAAAACGAAGGACGCAAAGGUUGUGAAGAAAACGAGUGAGAAGAAGGCGCAGAAAGAUUCAGACAGGAAGCUGGGAGGGAAGGAGAACCCGCCGGAAACCGUCUCCAGUACCACACCUUUACCUGACGACCCUUACGCCGCCCUGAGCGACGUCACUCCCGAAUCUGAGGACGAGGAGGCGGAGCUUGCAGAGCCCCGCCCACUGUCUGCAGAAGCCGACGCCCUCUUGAGCCUGAUGGACGUCCGCACCUCACAGCAAGAAGCGGAGGCCGAUCGGAAGAUGAAGGAAGCGGCGCUGGCUCUGCUCUCCAUGGAUCCGGAUAUCGCACACUCCUCGGAUCUCACAGCCGCAGAUUCUCCGAUCGCAGUGGAGACGCUUCCUGUAGGCAUCGAGGACACGGGAAGUGUGUUGGAAUGCUCUGAGACCGAGUCCGCCGUAAUCGCUACAUCUGCAGCGGAGCCCAUGGAGGCGGAGCCUCUCGGGUCACAGGAAGUGACAUCAGAGAUUGGUGAUGAGCAGAUGGAUGAGAGAGACACACAAAUGCGUACAGCAGACGCUGCUGAAUCUACACCUGCGACCGAUGCAGACGCAGCUCAGCCCACGCAGACCCUCACAGCAGAUGCUACAGAGUUUGUGCAGCCUCUCACUGUAGACUCCGAUGAGUCAACUCAGACCUUCACUGCAGACACAGCUGAAUCCAUGCAGACCUUCACUACAGAUGCUGCCGAGAAAGUGCAGACCCUUACUGCAGACAUGACUGAGCCACCUGCGCAGACCCUCACUGAAGAUGCAGCUGAACCCACGCCGGCGGUCACUCCAGACGCAGCCGAUCCUGCGCAGACCCUCGCAAAACAGACUGAAACUGAUGAGCCUGUGCAGACCCUCUCCACAGAUGCAGCUGAGUCUGCGCAGACUCUCACUGUAGACGUAAAGGACAUGGAUGCAGAUGAGUCUGUGCAGACCCUCACUGCAGACACAGCUGACUCUGCGCAGACCCUCACCACAGUUAAAGCAGAGCCUGCGCAGACCCUCACCACAGAUACAGCAGAGCCUGCUCAGACCCUUACCGCAGAUACAGAUGAGUUUGCGCAGAUCCUCACCACAGACGCAGCAGAGUCUGCGCAGACCCUCACCACAGAUACAGAUGAGUCUGCGCAGACCCUCACCACAGAUACAGCAGAGCCUGCUCAGACCCUUACCGCAGAUACAGAUGAGUUUGCGCAGAUUCUCACCACAGACGCAGCUGAGUCUGUGCAGACCCUCACCACAGAUACAGCGGAGCCUGCGCAGACCGUCACCACAGAUGCAGCUGAGUCUGCGCAGACUCUCACCACAGAUACAGCUGACUCUGCGCAGACUCUCACCACAGAUGCAGCUGAGUCUGUGCAGACCCUCACCACAGAUGCAGCUGAGUCUGUGCAGACCCUCACCACAGAUGCAGCUGACUCUGCGCAGACUCUCACCACAGAUACAGCUGACUCUGCGCAGACUCUCACCACAGAUACAGCAGAGCCUGCGCAGACCCUCACCACAGAUACAGCAGAGCCUGCGCAGACCCUCACUGCAGACACAGCGGAGCCUGCGCAGACGGACUCUACAGACACAGGCGCUGCAUCUGUCUCAGACGAGCAGGAACAGAAGUCAUCAGAUGCCUCUGACACGGUGGAGCAGACAGAGGGCGGCACGCGGAGAGGACGAGCAUCCGCUCAGAGGACAGCAGAUCAAACCAGAACCGAUACUGAAAAAGAGCAAACGGCUACUAAAGAGUGUGAGGAUGAAGAGGAGGAGAGGUCGAGCAGGACUCCACGCAGAGGAAGAUCCUCCAGAGCAUCUGAUGCUCCACAGAGAGAAGCACGCUCUGCUUCACAGCCGAAGGAGGCGGAGCCAGCCGUGGAGGAGGAGCUAAAAGAGCAGAACCGCAGGAGUCUCCGCUCCACAGCUCAGACUAGAGACACUCCUGCAGUGAAACCUGCACUGAAACGGAAGAGAUCAGACGAUCUUCCUGCUUCUGCUCCAGACUCGACAGUAGAGAUGAAGGAAGAGCCAGAUCAAUCUGCUAAACAGAGAAAAGAUGAAGCGAGUCCGUCUGAAGAUCAGGACACCAUCAAAGCGAGUGAUGAAGAGGAGGAGAGGAAGGAUGAGGAAGAUGUGACAGAGGACCGGCAGCAGAAACCGGCCCGCCGCGGACGACCCUCCAAAACAUCCUCCGCCACAGACGACUCUGAUACAGGAGCAUCAGAGAAAAGAGACGGAGAAAAAGAGGAUGAUGAAGAAGAGACCCAAAGCAGAGCGACGACGCGCGCCGCGUCUCGUCUGGAGGCAGAGAAGAAUAAACCCAGCAAACCGUCCACUCGAGCUGUCAGUAAACUCAGCGGGAAAGAGGAAAGCUCCCCAAGCACACGAUCGGCGAGGGGACGCAAGCGUGACUCCAGUCCUGCUCUUCCUCGCACACGUGGAGGACAGAAAUCUGACGAGCCGCCUUCAAAAAGAGCCAAACGAUGAUGAGUCUCCGCUUGAUCUCCUCGAGUUCAUCGUUAGCAGUAGUUUUUAGGUCAGAGAGUGUUGGGAAAUUAAUCUGAAUCAGAGCAGCUGAGAAUCAACAUGAUGGAGAUCUGCAGACGAUUGAAGACUGAUGAAGAAGAGCUGCUGUGUGUGUGUAAACUCAUCCCAGUGUUGACUAUGAGAAACUGUGUGUGUGUGUGUGUGUGUCAGUCAGAGAUGCUCAUUCGGUGAAUGUCAGUAUUUUUCAUUUUAUAUUUUUACCUUUUUAUUAUAAACCCCAAUAUUGCUCUGAUCCAAUCUGAGGUGUUUUUUUUAUAUAUAUUUUGUUUUGUGCAAGUCUUUUUAUUUUAUGGUCCAGUUAUUACCUUCAUUGUUAAAAUGGAUAUAAAUCACCAGUAUAUGAGAAGUCUGUAAGGUUUUUGGCGUUUAGUUGAAGGUUCUGGUGCCAGGCUUGGUUUACCAGAGGAACCUUAGGAGAACCAGCCUGAUAAUCCAGACGGAUUUAUAUACAUGUGUGUGAUGUGUGUGUGUGAGAGAGAGUGAGUGUGUGUGUGUGUGAGAG